AUGCUAUUUAUUUACUGGUUCUAUCUAAUUGUUGGGCAAACGCUGGCACAGAGCUUACAAACAGAUAAAGACCAAGGUGGUAACGAUGAUGACAUUACAUAUAUUAUGGAUACAAACCAAUUUUAUAAUUUUACCAACAGACCAGAUGCUUAUACGAUUGUCAAAUUCUAUACUACAUGGUGUUCACAUUGCAAAAUCUUGAAACCUGUGUUCCAGGAAGUCGCUGGAAACUUCCACGAUGAGAAUCUAGCUGGCGUGUCCAAGAUCAAUUUUAUCGAAGUAAACUGUGAUGUGUUCGGUAACAAUCUAUGCUCGAGCUUACCUGGAUUUCCUAUUAUCCACGUCAUUAAACCCAGUGAUAAUACUAUAGAGUCUCAUGAGGAUGAAGAGAACAAAAAGGUUACUUCACAAGAGGAAUCUUUAUGGAACAAAUUAUUAAAUAAGGUAUGGGCUACAAAGGUAAAUCGCAAUACUUUUAUUGAACCUACAAGGGUUGUACAAUUCGAAGGCAGAAGAGACGCUCCAACUAUUGAAAAUUUCAUUAGAACGAUAAUCGCCAAGGAUAAUGAAGUUGCCAUUAUCAAGACAGUGUUGAAUCCUACGAUCACCUGUGAUUCGAUGGACGAACUAUGCCAGCUUGGAAAGAAGUAUCUUGAAGAGUUACAAGCAAACAACAUACUUAAGAGGGGUACUCAAGGUUACGAGCUGGUUGGCAGUAACAAUAGUAUCGAUGCCGAGAGAUCCAAAUUAAACAACAUUCAAAGAAACAUCGAUCUUGGCGGUGCUGGUGCAGAGGACGCAAUGGCUAUUUCAAGAGUGAAAAAUUUGAAGUUUCUUUAUGCGUUAUUGAACCAUUUAGAAGAUUCCAUGGUAAGUCAGGUCCGCGAUGAGCUGUAG
Maudiozyma barnettii is the source of this 897-nucleotide messenger RNA. RefSeq names its product protein disulfide isomerase MPD2 (gene MPD2). The transcript has a single exon. Gene Ontology annotation, biological process: protein folding. Gene Ontology annotation, molecular function: protein disulfide isomerase activity. Bases 1 to 897 code for a protein of 298 amino acids. Gene Ontology annotation, cellular component: endoplasmic reticulum. The record is from RefSeq and is a predicted model, not a curated record. NCBI's taxonomy places the organism in Eukaryota, Fungi, Ascomycota, Saccharomycetes, Saccharomycetales, Saccharomycetaceae.